AUGACUAAAUGUCUGGAGCGAUCGAUGCAAGAGAGCAACGAAGUCUGAGCGACCCGACUUCUUCAGGAAGACAAGAGGGCUCAGCUUUCCUCUCGAGCAGAAGAAGGAAAAGACUCUAUUGUUUGAGGUGUGGUGUGUUUCCUUUUUGUCUUCAGGAGCCGACCGCUGCUACCUGGCAGAUAUGACUUCUCAGGGAAGCUUUGGCAGCAGCAUGCUGUUUCAGACAAUAAAUGACGACCUGAACGCAUCGAUGGCCACAGCAGAUGAGUUAUCCAAAGAGUUCAACUCCCUGCUGAAGGAGGCCUCGUCCGACAACAACUCAAAGUCUCAGUCCAGCUCUGCCAUCGUCAGAGAGAAGCCUCAGUCCAUCCCCUCCUUCACUAGGACGGAGACAAGAGGCAGCAGUAAUGGCAGCUCAAAGCUUCUCUCCUCGAGCUCAACAACGUUCCACCCCGUGGACUCCGUCUUCUUCAGCAACACAAGUGCACCGUCGCCCCCCCCUGUCUUCACCACUAGCCCACUCUCAUCCCCCAAGAUCAAGGGGGAAUUACGCUCUCCUCUCCCUCGAGCCGGAUCCGACAGCUACUCGUUCGGCCAGUCAAGCCCCAAACAUUCGCCUCACACCCCGAGGCGCAAUUCCCCCUCACAGUACGACAGGAGCCCGCGGGGCUCCAUCGGUUACGCCGAUAGAAGCCCCUCACCGAGCCCCACGGCUGCUUCUUCUGACCAGCAGCCUUGGUCUGCCUCGCUCCACUCCUCCAACCUGAGCCCUUACGACAGCAGCCAGAUGGGCCGCAGGUCGCCUCGCCCGGACCGAGGCCGCUCUCCUUUGUCGCUCAACGCCCACAUGUCCAACACGCUGCCUCGAAAUUUUGCCGCCUUCAGGAAACCCGAAGAGGGUGUGCAGCAGCAGCAAAAGAGCUCUAGCAAGUGGAAUGAGACAGAUCUGGACAUGUCCUACGAGAAAAAACAGCACCACACCUAUGACAAGACAGAGUGGCUGCGGCCGUCUGUGCCAAGUAGCAGCUGGAGAGAAUCCAACCUCGAUGGCCCUCCUCUGGCCCCAAGCCCCAAAAAGGAUUCUCGCUCUCAAUCUCACCUUUACUCCCACGCUUCUCUCCCCCGUAACACACGCAUAGCCGUACCUCCAGAUGUUUCUUCCCCGGUCCACUCCCCUUACCACCCUCAGCCCAUCCUCUCCCGCAUCUCCAUCCCACCGACUUCUACGCAGUCCCGCCAAUACAAUCCCAUCCCCCUCUCCGUCAUCAUGCGUCUCCAAAACCCCCGCUGGGGAGCAAGGUCGACUCUCCACCCCAGAGGUCUGGGAGGGGAAGGGGACAUGGCACCGUACCUGCCACCUGCGCCCUUCCCGAGGGAGUUCUUCCACCAAUAUGUGCCCCAGCCUCUGCAGCACCCACCUGAGCUGAGACAGCCAGCCGUAUACAGUGACGCGCUGAACUCGGGGGAUAUCGACGCAGAGUUGGAGCGGCUGGACUUGGUUCAUCCCAUGCCUGUGAUCUCGGAGAAUCCCAACAUACCAGAGGGUAAAGCUCCCCGGCCCCUCAGCCCCACCAGGCUACAGCCGGUGGUGGCCCCCGAGGCUCAGGGACAGGAGAUUCCUCACCUGGAGGAGCUUCUCCGCAUGAGGGCAGAGAUCCCACGGGCCCUGAAGAGACGGGGCUCUGUGGACCAGUCGCAGCCUCUGAAGAGUGCCUCCCACUACCAGCCCAACCAGUACAAGAAUCUUAUCGACAAGCUCUUUCGCAGGAAGGGCCACCGCCAGAGGGGGGAGCAAGGUAGCGAGUCCAGCAGCUCCUCAGAGGAAGAGGAGGCUGCUAUGCCUCCUGCUCCUCUACCUGCACCCACAAUGCAUCCUGAAUUCAGAAGCUACCAUUCCAUCCUGCGGCAGUCCAAGCAGAAGAGUUCUGGGAGGCGAGCUCGACUCAGCCCGCUCGUCUUGCUGCUGGACGGAGCGCUGGUCGGAGAACUGGAGAUAGUGCAGAAGGCCGUGCAGGAGAUGAACGACCCCAGCCAACCCAAUGAUGAGGGCAUCACUGCCCUUCACAACGCCAUCUGUGGGGGCCACUACAACGUGGUGGAUUUCCUGGUUCGCAUUGGAGCCAAUGUCAGCGCACCAGACAGCCACGGCUGGACACCGCUGCACUGCUCCGCUUCUUGUAACGACCGUCAACUGUGUGAGUUUUUGGUGAGAAAUGGAGCCGCCGUCGUGGCCAUGACCCAGAGCGACGGCGCCACCGCCUCCCAGAAGUGUGAUCCUUACGCUGUAGGGUUCGAGGAGUGUGAGAACUUCCUGAAGGGUGUGGAGGAGGCCAUGGGGGUGGAGAACAGCGGGGUGCUGUACGCGCUGUGGAGCUACCCGGCUCAGGCCGCCGACGAGCUGACCUUCAAAGAGGGAGACAUGGUCACCAUCCUGCAAAAACCCGAGGGGUCGGAUUGGUGGUGGGCCUCGCUCUGUGGCAGGGAGGGCUUUGUUCCAAAUAACUACUUUGGGCUUUUUCCAAAGGUUCGACCAAAGUCUCUCUGCUAAGUGGUCUCUUGCUGAUGGGCAAAGGUGUGCAGAGGACUGUGUCGAACAAAAUAAGCUCUACCGCUUCACACUGUUGACAAGAAUGUAUUUGUGUGAUUAUAAAAAAGUGUUGCCGCAUAGC
Molecule: messenger RNA, 2669 nt
Organism: Cyclopterus lumpus (lumpfish)
Lineage: Eukaryota; Metazoa; Chordata; Actinopteri; Perciformes; Cyclopteridae
Gene: ppp1r13l
Product: protein phosphatase 1, regulatory subunit 13 like
Exons: 13
Coding region: 182-2548 (788 amino acids)
Biological process (GO): regulation of transcription by RNA polymerase II; positive regulation of cell differentiation
Molecular function (GO): transcription factor binding
Source: RefSeq, a predicted model, not a curated record